AAAUAAAUCAUAUGAUUCAAUUUUGUAUUGUUAUAAAUGAAAAAAAAAUUGAUAUGAAAACUUUUUUCUUGCUCUUAACUAAUUAAUCAAAUUAAUAUUUCCGUAUUGCAUAAUGGAGCAGGAAAAAUUUCUAAAUAUUACCGUCAAAACAGAUAUUUAUAAUGGAAUAACAAUCGAUUUACAUUAUAUACCGGAUGAAAUUCGAUCCGAACUAACGGUAGAUUCAUUUGAUACUAUUAUUAAAGAUGCAUUGAAACUUUGGAUUGAAAAUGGCCGUAGAUGUAUCUGGUUUAAGGUACCCAGUAGACUUUCACAUUUGAUAUCGGUACUCAUUAAGCAUGGUUUUGAAUUUCAUCAUGCUAAAUCAAAUUUCGUAAUGCUUGUCAAAUGGAUACCAAAUGAAGAAACUCGAAUACCGAAAUUCGCUCAUACUACCAUCGGUGUAGGUGGAUUGGUAUAUGAUCCAGUUAUAAAAAAAGUUUUACUGAUACAGGAAAAAAAUUCUCGGGUAAAAAUGUGGAAAUUUCCUGGUGGUUAUUCAGAAUCCGGUGAAGAUAUUGGCGAUACUGCAAUUCGUGAAGUGAAAGAAGAAACUGGAAUCGAAUGUACAUUAAAAUCGAUCAUUUCUUUUCGACACAAUCACACUGGUAUAUUUGGCUGUUCGGAUUUUUAUUUCGUUUGCCUAUUGGUACCAGCUAAACAAUCAAAAAUCGAAACCUGUCAAAUUGAAAUCGAUGAUUGUCAAUGGUUUCCAUUGGAUGAAGCUCGACAACAUCUUUGUGGAUUUAAUCUAUAUGUUUUUGAAGAAUUUCUUAGACAAUAUUCUUUUAUUGAUUAUUGUAAUGAAUUUAAAGAUAGUUCUGGUAUGACAAUUAAAACAGAAAUUAUUCAUUCACAAUAUGGACCAUUUAAACGUGAUGAACGUGUUUAUUCCGUUCGAAAAAGUGAACAAUAAAUGAAUUUAGAAUUGGUUUUCUCAUUGAUUACAAAAAUAUUUUUUCAAGUGCAAUAAAAAAAAACAUUGUUUUAAAACAAACCCAAUUUUA
Dermatophagoides pteronyssinus (European house dust mite) is the source of this 1046-nucleotide messenger RNA. RefSeq names its product nucleoside diphosphate-linked moiety X motif 6-like. Gene Ontology annotation, molecular function: NAD binding; ADP-ribose diphosphatase activity; NADH pyrophosphatase activity. Lineage: Eukaryota; Metazoa; Arthropoda; Arachnida; Sarcoptiformes; Pyroglyphidae. The record is from RefSeq and is a predicted model, not a curated record.